UUUUACGAUGUCGCAUUAUUACCGCGAGGCCGUUUGGUAGUACCGGUACAGUAGUGGGACUCUCGGUUUAGUACCACUGUCCAAAACUUGAAGAGACGAAAAAAAAAAACACAAACGCGUCAAAUCCUACACGGCUGAUUAUGGUAAUUUUUAUCUUUAACAAUUUUGCGUAGAGUUUGGUGUAAAAUGACAUUCUGGAUCUGUUUGGUGAUGGUUUGCUUGUGCGUAUCCAGAGGGGGUUGCAACGAACCGAACACGAUUGGGGAUGGGGUGGAAACGCAUCUGGAAAAAUCGAGUGGUGUCGCCGUUUCGACACAGUCUUGGCGUGGAUCGUUGUUUGUGUAUCCUACAGUAGCGACAUGGACGGUACAGACCAGUAUUCCUCUGGAUCGAUCUGGAAAAGCGAGACAACUGGACGACGCCUGGAGCCUAGAGUCCCGAGGGAAGAAAGGGGGAAUGAAGAAGAAAAUGAGGAGAUACAUGAUGCCGCUCCUGAUUGCGUACAAACUGAAAUUUUUCACAUUAAUUCCGGUGAUGAUCGGGGGGUUGAUAUUGUUGACGGGUGCCACUGGGUUAGCAGGCUUCUUUUUUGCCUUGUUUGCCGCCGUUAUGGGACUUAAAAGUGGAGGACACCAUUGAAAAAUAUAAAUGAAAAAUACAUGUAAGGAGCAGCAAACAAAAGAAACUCACUAUUUUUAGGGCAUUUUUCGUAAAUUGUAUAUUUUUUUAUAACGUUGUACAUAAUUUAGCUUUAAUAAUUUAUUAUAAUUUUUAAGUAACAUUUUUGGUCGGUUUGGGUGUAUAACAUGAAUUUUAAAUAAAGAAAAACCGUAUUUUUA
Molecule: messenger RNA, 839 nt
Organism: Anthonomus grandis grandis
Lineage: Eukaryota; Metazoa; Arthropoda; Insecta; Coleoptera; Curculionidae
Exons: 3
Coding region: 187-639 (150 amino acids)
Source: RefSeq, a predicted model, not a curated record